This is a messenger RNA of Tetrahymena thermophila SB210, 5415 nucleotides long. Its product is annotated as transmembrane protein, putative. The record is from RefSeq and is a predicted model, not a curated record. The transcript has 5 exons. NCBI's taxonomy places the organism in Eukaryota, Ciliophora, Oligohymenophorea, Hymenostomatida, Tetrahymenidae.
AUGGAUAAUCAUAAAGAACUGGUUUUUUAAGGUGAGGUCAGCCCAUUCUCGAAAAAAAUUAAUUUUGGCAAGAAAAGUAAAGGCUAUUUAAUUAAUGUUAUAGUUCAAUCACUCAAAUACGGCUUUUCUUCCUGUGUGCCAUAUUAAUUAUUAUUUAUUGUUUUCAUAAUAACUCUAUCGAUAGUUGAGCUUUCAUUUUUGAUAGAUUUAAGGUUCAACAAUGAAAAUCACACUCAAUAAAAUAGAUUCAUAGACUUAGUUAGAAUAUCUAGACUAAAUUCAAAUAUAACUUAUUAGUAAAUAAUAAUAAUAACCAAUUUUAUCUUCAUUGUAAUUAAAUUGAUUGUUUGUGCUCUUUCUGUUAUAAAGGCUGCUUUUUUUAUAGCAAGGAGAAAGUAGUGGAACUCUUUUUUUAAAGUACAAUAGUUAAUUAACUCUUUAUUUCAAUAUAUUUUAUUAAUACCUUGUUGGUAUGUAUCUAUGAAUUUCGCUUUUGGAAAUACUGGCGCUUCUUUUAUGAAAGGUCUAUCUUAUUUCAAUUUAGCAUUUACUCCUUUUAUAGGAUACUUGAUAGAAAGAAAAAGCAUCGGGUACAGUUUUCUAUCUAACAAUUAUUCAUAAAAGAAUAUUUAAUUUUUAGGAUAAAUAAAUUUCAUACUUACGCUAAUUAUGAUCAUAAUAUAUAGAAUUUCUUCAAGCAGAAUACUUUGCUUAUUUGUCGCUUUUAAAUAAAUUUUUAAAAUUGCAUUUUUAGUUUUUAGAAGUGAAUUCUAAAAAUAGUAAAUUGAACUUGUAAAUAUUAUAAAUCAAACAAUUAUUUUAGUUAUUUCAUUAAUCUAUUUGGUUAACUAAUAAGAAGAGGCUUCAUUUUUAGGAGCAAUUAUAGGGAUUGGUCUUUCUUUUAAAAUUGGUAUAACAAUUUUUAAAUAAAGAAGCUAAAAAAUUUUGCAAUGUUUACUGAAAAUUAGUGAUCCUUAAAAAGCAAUUAGUGCAUAUGAGCUUAUUUCAUGUAAUAUGUUUUUAGUUGAAAAAAUAAAUUAAAUUUAAGAAAACUACGCCUUAGACUAAACUGGAAUGAUAUUCGAAUAGAUAUAUAUAAAUCACAUAGAGAAGUGUUAGGUUAAUUCAUCCUUCCCUUGCUUUUGCAACAAGUAUUUUAAUGAAAUCUAAUAUUCUAGAUAGUAAUAGUUUAUUGAUGAACAGUAGAGAAAAAACUUUAUCUUAGAUUUUAUAGAUAAUUCAUUCACAAAUUUUAUUGCUCGAAAUAAUCGUAGAAUCGACACAAGUCUUCUCUUUAGCUACUAAUACUUUGUGAUAGAAAUGUUCAAGAACCCAAUCAAGUCUUAUUGCAACUUAGAAUAUAUCAAAACUAAAUUAAGCAAUCAAGAGAUUACAGUCGCAGAUGUUAUUACUCUCGAUGAAAUUUAAAGCUUAAUGCGAAGUGUUUAUAGCGAUUAGCUGCUCAACUUGUAAUGCAAAAACUAAAAUAUGAACAUGAUGCAAAUAAUAUAUCAUGAGAGGGAAAAUAGAAAUGUUUAAAUUAAAAUAAUUGGAUUAAUGAAAAAGACCGGAUUAUUUUAUAAUUAUCUUUGCUAGAACUAAGUUAAUUUAAGUCUAAUUAAAGAAAAAGCUCAGUUACUUUGUAAAGAAUAGAAGAAAGUCAUCCAAAUUUUAAAUAAUUUAAAGAGAAACUCAACAAACAGCUCCCAAGUUAAAGAUUUAUGUUCUAUUUUCUAUGAAAUAUAUUGUCAAGAGAAAUACCAACAUUAAAUUAAUCAUUUUUAAUCAUAAUUUCAAUUACCCGAUGAAUCAUUCAAAAACUAUAGAGAAAGUGAAGAAGAAAAUACAUAUUUUAAAAGAAAAACAGUUGGAAUCUCAGAAAACUAAUGUGUGCUCUUUUGUUCUUUUAUUUAGGGUAAAUGUUGCAUUCAUCUAGCUACUGAUUAGUUUUACUAACUUUUUUCAUCUGAUAGCACAACCUAAGUUAUUAUGAAUGUUAAAGGCAGGAAUCUGUGCGAAUUCAUCCCCACUGAAAUAAACACUAUCCUUAAUGCCUUCAGUCUAAAUUCAACCAGCCAAAUAGAAAGCAAAUUCUUAAAUACAAAAAAUAGAUUUAACUUUGGUUUGGAUGACAAAGGUUUUAUAUUUCCUUUAAAGAUUACAAGCAAAUUACAAAAAUAUGGAGAUGAAGUUGGCAUUUGUUACUUACUAAAUAGAAUCAAUAAAUAGAACAAUUACAUUCUGCUUUCCAUGCAAGGAGGAAUUCAAGCAGUAAGCUAGAACUUGUUUUCAAUAAUAUCAAGCAACUUACAUAUAAAGCUAUCAUAUGACGCUUUUAGAUAGUUUUCAAUUACUGAAUUAAUACCUUUAGUGAGUAUGAUUGAUUCCAAGGAAUAUGAAAAUAAUGAUAAGUAUUACUCCACUCUUUUGAUAAUUCCAAGACACAAGGGCUUAUUCCAUGAAAAGAAUUAAAUUUCUAUUGAAAAUUUUACUAUUUAGCAGCUAAAUAAAGCAUAGAAUUAAUGGGAUUUUCUAGCAGCAUUUUAAAUAAAAUUUCAACUUAAUAUUUAAAAAGAAAGCAAUGGAUAAUUUUUAUUUAAGUAUAUCAAAAUUAAGGAUAUUCAAGAAAUCAAUAGCAUUUCUGAAAUUUAAAGGGAAAUUCAAAAUAUAAACAAUGCCUUUAAAGAUAAAAAUAGUUCUAAAACUUAUUUUUAAUAGUUUGAAAAUAAAAGUGACUAUGAAUCUAUUCAAGACACUAAAGUGACAUCAUCACCCUCUCCAUUUUUGAAAUAAGACAUAAUAGGAUAGCUAAACCUGUUCAAUGGAAUGCAAGUAAAGAAAGAAAUAAAAGAGAUAUAAAAUGCCAUUCAAAUGUCAUAGCAAUAUUAAUAAUAAUCUAUCAUUUUUGGCGAUAAGUUAAUGUAUGAAUAAAACAAAUAAAAAGAAAAUACUUAAAUUUAACAAAAUUGCUCAAGUCUAUCUACUAAUUUCGAAGCUAACAAAAACCAAAACUCACUAACUUUGAAAAACUAAAGCUAAUCAGAUUUAAAAAUUGCAAAUAUUUCAUAAUUAUCUUUCUAAAAAUUUGAAGAAACUCAAAGAAAUGAGAAUUAGCCUUAGAACUCUGUCCGUUUCGAUAAGUCAUAUGAGUAAUUAAUGAAUCUUACGCAAACAAAGUAAGAUUUGGAGUAAAUUGGAUAUUAUUACCAAGAAUAAAGUUAUCUUGAAGCAAUCAAAGAAAAGUAAAACGAAGUUUCUCCAAUAAGCUAAAUGAAAGAAGAUUUUUAGUAAAGAUAAAAAAAUUAAUGGCAGAUAUAAAGACAGUAGCUCUUUAUGCAAUAAUUAUCAGCUCCUUAGAGCUAGAGCAUAGAUUAAGAAGCAAAAGAUAAAGUAGUCAAGAAAUCAUAAACUAGAAAAAAUAAGUAAAAAAACUAAUUCUUGGCUAACCUUUAAAUAGAUGCUUCAAAUAAUAGUGUUUCUCUCUCAGGGGAAAGUCGUAGCUCAAAUGAAAAGAAUUUAAUUAUAAAAAAAAUAAAAUCAAAAGUUGGGUUGAAAAACUUAAUGGCAUACUUUUUCAUCGGAUUUGCUUCAUUUGGAAUAUUUAUUGGAAUAACUGUUCUGGGGUAUUUGAAUAACUAAAAUGGUAUUGAUCUAUUUUCGCCUUCAUUCAAAACAAUCACCAAGCCUAUAGAACUUUUGUAUAACACUCUUGAUGUGGCGAGAUAAGUAUGUUUCCAAAAUUUGGUUUAAAACUACUUCCCUUUAAUGGAUACCAAUUUGAAGAAUAUUUAAUCUAAUGCUGCUUACAAAAAAGCUGUUUCAGGUAUUAGUGACUUACAAGGAGACUAUGUUGCUUUAGUAUUGACUUACUCAAAUAGAGAUUCGAUUUCCUACCUUGAAAAGCAGAUAUCAGAUGUAAAAGUGAUGACAUAAAUAAAUAACUCAACAAAUAUUUACAGCAUUCAGACAAAACAAUAAAUAGAUUUAUUGAAAGACUAUUACUACUAUACUAAUUGGUUUUUAGUUUAAAACACACCUUCAAUCGAAUAUUUUGAAUGGGAAAAUCUUCCAGAAUUAAAGUAAAAAUAAACUUCUUUUUAGUCAUACAUUGAAUCAAAUAUAAGCAGCUUUUUGAAUGGCACUACUUAGAACUACUGGAUUUAGUUCUCAAUAGUAAUUUCUAUGGCUGGAUUACUUGUAAUAGUUUUCUUUGUUAUUAAAUAUUUAUCUGUAAAGCAAAAAGAAUAAAUUCUCUCUUUAAUGGGGUCAAUAAGACCUGAUUUACUUGAGCUCUAAAUAUAAAAAAUAAAUGAAUUUGUGGAAUUUAUCUAAAAAAAGAUUAUAAAAAAAUAAAACAAGCUAAAUGGAGGUCGCAAUAUUUCAUCAGUAGGUAGCAAUAUUUUCUCAAAUGAAUAGCUUGAGUAAGAAGAAGAAAUUAGGAAGUUUUAUUAAAUUUAGAAUUUUUCAUAAAAGCGUAAACGCUCAAUAGCUUAAUUUGAUAGCCUUCCUAAGAUAAAAUUCAUCCAUGUUUUAAUUGGCUUGAUUUUCAUAGCAGCAUUCGUUUUUCAGCCUAUAUUAAACUUGGUAUUAGUGAGCACGUAUGUUAGAGAGUAGCAGUGGCUAUUGGACUCAAAGAAAGCAGUAAUCGAGUUAAUAGUGGCAAUAUAACAAAUAAUAACCCCUUAAUUCUAUAACAUCUAAGCCAUUUUUAACAACUAAAAUCCAACUAAAACAUAGUAUUUUGAUUAUAUGCAAAAUGAAUUGGCAACCUAUUAAAAAAUGAAGAGUUAUUAAACUUAUUUAUAAUAUCCACCCUAAUUUACAAGAUAUAACCAAGUCUUAUACAAUGAUCUCUACAAUAAAAUAGUAAAUGAUGAUAUAUGUCAAGUUAUGAUAAACUACCCAACAUAUUUUAGGGCUAAUUAAACUGGAGUUUAAUGUGAAACCUUAGCUGAAGGUAUUUUGACAAAGGGAAUGAUAUAAAGCUAUAAUUAUGCAGUUGACUAAAUAGAUGUUUUUACAUAGAUUUAUAUGCAAUACACAGAAUACACACCUGUAGAGUUCCAAAAUAUACAAUAGUAAAUAUAAAAGCUAUAACAAAUGUAAAAUAUUUUGACUGAGCUAAAUGACUUAGUCAUUGCAAUAGAAAAUGGGGCUGUAGCUUUAAAUAUUUAUUAUUAUUAUGUUACAGCUGAAUAUACUGAUUCUAUUGCAAAUACUAUCUACUUCCUAUUUUGGUAUUAGCUAAUUUUUGUGUGUUUAGCUAUUUUUAUAGGUUGGAAUAAGCUAUUCUCAGCAAUAAACUAAGACUUAAUACAAACAAAAUCUUCUUUAACACUCUUUCAUGUUGACAUCCUUCUAGAGAGUGUUAUCAUAAAAAAAUAUUUCUAAACAAAUAAAUUUGGCAUUUUUUGA